Pyrus x bretschneideri (Chinese white pear) is the source of this 870-nucleotide messenger RNA. Its product is annotated as probable aquaporin SIP2-1. The record is from RefSeq and is a predicted model, not a curated record. Gene Ontology annotation, molecular function: channel activity. Gene Ontology annotation, biological process: transmembrane transport. The transcript is spliced from 3 exons. Gene Ontology annotation, cellular component: membrane. The coding region runs from base 1 to 711 and encodes 236 amino acids. Lineage: Eukaryota; Viridiplantae; Streptophyta; Magnoliopsida; Rosales; Rosaceae.
AUGGGGGGGAUUGGUUUGCUCGCGUCGGAUUUGGUAAUCUCGUUUAUGUGGGUAUGGUCGGGGGUCCUGAUUAAGAUCUACGUGUUUAGCUUUCUGGGGUUUGGCCACGGACCCAGCGGUGAGAUUAUCAAGUGCGCCCUUUCGAUUUUGAACAUGUUUUUCUUUGCGUUGCUGGGUAAGGUGACCAACGGUGGCACCUACAAUCCUUUGACCGUGUUGAUCGGCGCGUUCACCGGGGGCUUCAGGCGCUUUCUUUUCACUGUUGCUGCCAGAAUCCCUGCUCAGGUUAUUGGCUCUAUUGCUGGGGUUAGGUUCUUAAUUGCGACCUUUCCCGAAAUAGGUCUGGGGCCUCGUUUGAACGUUGACAUCCAUCGAGGUGCUCUUACAGAAGGAUUGCUGACGUUUGCAAUUGUUACUAUCUCGCUUGGACUCGCCAGAAAAAUCCCUGGGAGUUUCUUCACGAAGACGUGGAUUUCCAGUGUUUCUAAGUUAACUCUUCAUAUUCUUGGCUCUGAUCUGACUGGUGGUUGCAUGAGCCCAGCCUCUGUGAUGGGAUGGGCUUAUGCUCGCGGCGACCAUAUUACCAAGGAGCAUAUCAUGGUUUACUGGCUUGCCCCGAUAGAGGCCACUCUGCUGGCAAUAUGGACAUUUAGGGUUGUCGUUCCACCAGUCCAAGAGGAGAAGGUAGAAAACAAGGCUAAAUCAGAAUGAAGAAAUUCCACUGCAUUUCUCCAUGUCUUACGGACGUUCUAACCUGUCGACAUUUAGAGAAGAUCGACGAUGGUUGAAUUAAGCAAGUUUCUCCUGUAUAUGAAAUCAUUGUGCCUUUGAAUUUGUUAUCUAUGAAAUGGAGGGUUCGGCCCUUCCCCA